Messenger RNA from Tachysurus vachellii, 2036 nucleotides. Its product is annotated as tumor necrosis factor receptor superfamily member 17. The transcript has 3 exons. Gene Ontology annotation, biological process: tumor necrosis factor-mediated signaling pathway. The record is from RefSeq and is a predicted model, not a curated record. NCBI's taxonomy places the organism in Eukaryota, Metazoa, Chordata, Actinopteri, Siluriformes, Bagridae. The coding region runs from base 922 to 1476 and encodes 184 amino acids. Gene Ontology annotation, molecular function: signaling receptor activity.
UGUGAAGAAUACAGCCUUGGGAACCGCUGUGCCUGCAAGCAAGCAAAUGAUCGGAAUGAAAUGUUGAGAUAUAUUUCUAAUUUCAUCAGUGUUGUUUCUCUCUUUAAUAUUUAUGAUACUGUGUAAAUGUUCUAUUUAACAAAAUAUUGUCUGGAAUGUAUUUGUUAUUCGAUAAAGUCCAUAGCACAAUAAAACGUGAACUUAAAUUAAAUAACCAACAUUUUUAAAUUUACAUUCCAUCACUUUGACAAACAAGAGACAUUUAAAAAGAAAAAAUUGACAGUAGCAAGACAUUUUGUGUGUCUCUGAUUUUUUUUCCUCGUUCAAACAAGUAAGAAAAAUAAAAGAAAAUCAACAAACAGUGCUUGUUCAUACAUCACUAGUGAAAAAGGCAAAAUGAUAUUUGUUCAGAGUUUACAUUUCCCCUUUUCACAUCUUGCUUGUGGAUUGUCUCGGCUGUAAUAGUAGCCCCACCUUCUACUUGCUCAGCCUUCUCCUAUUAUCUGUACUCUUAUACAUAGCCAUGGCAAAAUUAUUUUUUGUUGUCCUUUUUUUCCCUAAUAUUAUUUUUGUCUAGGUAAUUAUGGUAAUGUUAUGGUAAUUUACAUAUGUUUAUGGAAUAUGAAACAUUCUGUUUUAUUGUGUAUGGGUACAAGACAGAACAACAGAUCUUCAAAAAAAAAAAAACUGUACUGAUGUAAUUUAAAGGAACAAACUGUGACCCAUGUUCAAUUCUCAUGAGACUGUGAUUAAGUAUUGGUGCAUCAAUUUUAUGAGUAAUCAUGAGACUUGAAGCACACCUCUGAGGAUGAAAAUAAGACAUUGCUGACUGUUCAACUCGUAAGGUACUUCCCCUUCCUCAGAAAACAUUUACAUACUAACAACAUAAAUGUGGCCUGCUGUGUAAUAGAGUGCAUCCAGAUGCACUGGCUAAAGAUGACUUUCCAUUUAUGGCUUUUACUUUUCAUAACUCCUUUAGCGGUGGCAAAAUGUGGCAGUAAUAAUUAUUACGAUGGACUAAGUGAGGAUUGUCAGCCUUGCUCUGUUAGAUGCAACUCUCCCCCUGCUAUCUGUGUGACAUAUUGUAAAUCUACAGCAUCCUCUGCUAAUGAAGGAGGAGCGAACCAAAAUGUUCGUGUAAUCAUCAUAGUCCUUUUUGUGUUCCUUGCCGCUUUCAUCACACUGACUUUAAUUCAGGUUGUACGCAGAAAGGCCUGUAGACCAGUCAACAAAGCCAAAGCUCAACAACAAGAAACAUCCGAAAGUGAUGAAGGUUCCGAGGCAACCGAGAAGUCGGAUGAUGGAUCAGCUGACGUGGAAGAUGCCACAUGCAAAACUUACUGCAAGACCAGUCUUCCACUUCCUUCCACAGAGGAGGGCACCACCAUGCUAGUCACCACAAAGACAGUGCAGACAUAUAACUGCAGAACCCAGUAUACAGAAGAUGUAGGUCUCUGGAAAGCUGAAAUCGUAUAAGAAGUACCUCAAUGAUAUAUACAAUUAUGAAGGCUCGAAAAUGCUACAAAACCGUAAAUUGCACAGAAAGAUGGAUGAUGUUUACCUAUAUUAUUCAGUUUUUCUUGGCUUUCAGUUUUGUCAAAUCUUGCUAUUAGAGCUGUUUUUCAUCCCCAGCUCUGAUUCACUUAGCUUUGCUUUAGUGUUUAGAUGCAUUUGAAGAGACUGAAUAUCUGAAUCGGGUGUAAUGAGGUUUGAGGUUAACCUAAACAAAGCAGCACAAACGGGCAUUACUGAAGUCUGUUACAGACUGAGUAUACUACUUGUAAAUUAAGCAGAUCCUGUUCAGGAGGAAGGUAGGCUACUUCUGCAUUGUAUAGCAUCUUGAUAAUCAUGAUAAUCCUUAUCUUUGAACCAAGACUGACAAUGAAUCCUUUGACCACUUACAGAGAAUUGUAUUAGUUUCACUCCUUCAGGACAGAACAUGUAUUUUGUAUCAAACUUGGAUAAAGCCAUGCUGGGUUUGUAGCUACAAUGUUAUGUGUUUAUUAAAAACCCUUGUGCAUGUGCACAGCUUCAAA